This is a messenger RNA of Plectropomus leopardus (leopard coralgrouper), 2379 nucleotides long. Its product is annotated as trafficking regulator of GLUT4 1. Gene Ontology annotation, cellular component: membrane. Lineage: Eukaryota; Metazoa; Chordata; Actinopteri; Perciformes; Serranidae. The record is from RefSeq and is a predicted model, not a curated record.
AGCGCCAUCCAACCAUUCUGCAUCACCAACAGUCAUCAUAACAGUAAUCAAUAACUGCAGGAACAGACUAAAGAGCUAUUCCACCAGUUCUUUUUUUUUUUUUAGAAAGAUCUAACAGGGUGAAGCUUGAUUUUUUCAGUGCUUCAUCUCACACCACUGGAUCUGUACCUCCUGCAGCAGAGACACAAUGACCAUCUGCCUGCAGCUUCCCAUGGACUAGGACCAGGUAGGAGCUCACUGAGACCGCACCCUGCCCUCAGCUGUUCUUAAACUCUUAUCUGCGUUUUAACCAACUCAUGGCCACCAGUCCCAGCGCCGCCCAGCCAACCAGUGUCAUGGAGGAGUCCCAGCAGCCCGAUCAGCCAGUCAGCAUGCAGCAGGACGGAGAGGCCGUGACCUCUCAACCGACCAGUGCAGAGCAUCAAGCCCCGCCCCUGACGUCACAUGCCCCUGAGGUCAAACAAACGGAGGACAUGGAGCAUUUGACAGUAAUAACUGAGAACACGGAGGCCAGUAAUGGCAUUGCUCCUGUCAUGGUGGACACAUCUCCCACAGUGUCCUCUGUGUCGCCCAAACUUCAUGCUAAGCCUGGUGGCCAUGCUAAUGGCCGGCCUGGUUUGGGCAGCCGGUCCGGCUCGUUGGCGGCGGGCUCUCCCAGGCCCUCGCUCACCCGCCAGCCCAGUGCCAUCACAGAGGCCACUGUGGAUGGAUCCAAGCCGAGGGACUACCUGAUCCUGGCCAUCCUGUCCUGCUUCUGUCCGCUGUGGCCAAUCAACAUUGUAGCCCUUACUUUCUCUGUGAUGUCCCGAAACAGUCUGCAGCAGGGCAACCUGGAUGGAGCUCGCCGUUUGGGCCGUAAUGCCAUGGUUCUGUCCAUCGUCUCCAUCUUAGGAGGAAUAGCCAUCAUCGCUGCAGCCAUCGCCCUUAACUGGGGAUUGAUAUUAAAACCCUGAUUAAAAUAAUCUGGAACAGCGACACCGACUUCACAACCAACACGACACCGUUCUUUCUCCGACUUCCUGAAGCACUAUUGUUCUCAAGCGCCUGCACCGGAUGAAAAACAAAAAUCUGUUCCUGUUCUUUGCUGUUGUUUCUUGCUGCACGACGAGCAUGGUCCGCCUGACGCUCUACCUCGGACACAACCAACACUCCCCGACACGACGUCCAAUUUUGGAUUUUGAUUAUUAGGAGAAAAGAAUGGAUCACACAGUGUUCAUUUCAUUCUGUGGUAACAGCUUAUCUCCUCGUCAGACCACAUUCUCCCAUCGAUGAACAAGGGUUGUCAUGGAAAUGCACAUCUGUCUUGAUGGAAAUGGGAUUAUUGCGACCUUGAAAUGAGUCUCUAUGCGACUGGUUCAGUGAUGGUGCAAACUUUGCACUUUUUGAUGCCAAAUAAUUCGAGACUUGGUGUUUAGCUGAACUGAAAGUGGGAAAUGUUGCUGCUGAUAUCAACAUGAACAUGUGGGCAAACUGUCUUUGUACUAUGAAAGUGACUUAUGUUUCAUCAACCAGCUGCUCUUUGUGGGUGUCUUUGGUGAACAAACACGAAGAUGGACAUGCUGCUGCUGCAUGGCGAUCAUAGCUCAAGUCCUGAUGUCACAUCCUGUCUGUUCCACCAGCUUCUGUAACUUAUUUUGCAUUUCUCUCUGACAAAUGAAGCCUGAAGCUUACUUUUCAUACUCUCGGACAGUUUGUGAGCUGUAACCAUCUCUAGCCCGCAAACAUCUUGGGUUUAUAGAAAAUGGUCAUAAAAGGCUGCUCAAAUAACACUGAUAUUGAAUUAAUGACAUUAGCGUGAGAAAGACUCAGUUCCAAGAUUCUUAAUCUUAGAAUUGUUACAAAUGUUAAUGGGAUUUUGAAUGGGGUUUCUCCACAGCUCUCUACAUAUAGCUCUUCAGUCUGUCAGGCUGGAUUGUCAUCACUCCUCUCUCAACUAUCAUUACAUUAGAUGAAGACUAUAGAAAUGAAGCUCAGCUGUGGUUGUUGGGAUGUCAAAGUCCGGCUCAUGGCCUUGUAAAUGCGUCUUUCUGGUUUAAAUAUAUUUAAUUAUUCUCUGUGACCACAGUAGGCGCAGCAUUUCCCAUUUAAUGGAUGUAAAGUGACGGGUAGUUAGUAUCUGAGGUCUUCCAUCAUAAGCUGCAGAAAAUCCAGCGUAUUUUCAUAAUAUACUUAUAUGAAGUUUACUUAUGGCACUUUUACAGUAUGAACACACUACAACACCAGCGGUAGUAGGUUUAAUAUCCAUCAUUAUUAUUAUAAAUACUUACUAUCAAUCUGAAAAAACAAACAAAAAAAAACACUUAUAUGAAGCCCUGUUCUGUGAUGAGGCAACACAGUUUUUGUGCUUUAUUUUGGAAUUUGGUCAAUUAAACCUUUGAA